CAAAACUAUAAAUACCAGAAUCGAUGCCAAUAUAUUGUCAUAAGAAGAUCCGCAAAAUGUCUGACAAACUAACCCUAAUAUGUUUCCUAAUUGUCGUGAUUUCGGCGUUUCAGUCGACUCUAUGCGAUGAAGAAACGGAUAAAAUCACGACUAUGUUUAACAAUAGAUGCAAUAAUAAGUUGGAAAAGAGUAUAGCCGUUGAAUACGACAAAUGCGAUUCCGAGGCCAGCGAUUCACUCAAAGACGGUCAAAAAAUGUGCGAAAGAAGUGUGUAAUACAGACGGAAAGUUUGAUAAAAACAGUGUUUGCUGUUAUGCCACAAAACCAAAUGCAAUGUUUGCCUGUUUUGAGAAAACUAUCGCACAAAUAGAGGAAAAUGAUGCAAAAUCUAAAGGAGAAUCAAAGGAUGAGUUGCACCGCAAGAAUAUGCACAACGCCGCUAAAAUUGUUGUAUGUAUUAA
This is a messenger RNA of Medioppia subpectinata, 461 nucleotides long. The record is from the annotation of a GenBank genome assembly. Lineage: Eukaryota; Metazoa; Arthropoda; Arachnida; Sarcoptiformes; Oppiidae.